AUGGCACACGCUCUAGGUGCCAUAUCGAUUGUGUCCGAGUCUGUCCCUCCUGCACACACUCCUAAGCAGCAGGUACGCGAUGAUGCCGCUCAAAUCACUCCCCCGAAGGCGCUCGAAAGCACACCGCCACCCACAGCGAGGCCAGUGGAAUCACGCGCAGCACCAACUACGCGCAUCCAGAAGCUGCGCCUGCUGAGUACUUGCAUGAUGGGUUUCGGAAAUGGCCUCAACGACAGUGUUCCAGGAGCGCUCAUUCCAUACAUGGAAACCCAUUACUCGAUCAGCUACGCCAUCGUGUCGCUUAUCUUUGUUACGAAUGCAGUUGGCUUCAUCGCUGCCGCGCCCCUUACAGAUCUUGUUGAGCAGCGGCUCGGCCGUGGCAGAGCGUAUAUCCUCGCCGAAGCUCUCAUGGGCGCCGGAUAUGUGAUCAUCAUCUGCACGCCUCCGUACCCGCUGGUUGUUUUGUCUUUCUUGCUCAUUGGCCUCGGCGAGGGAAUGGACCUCGCGUUUAACAAUGUGUUCUGCGCCAAUUAUGGCAACGGGACUACGGCUCUGGGGGUUCAACAUGGCAGCUACGGACUGGGCGGCACAGUUGGGCCGUUGAUCGGAACAGCGAUUGCAUCCAGCGGUGUGAUCUGGUCUCGUUUUUACGCCGUCGCGAUCGCAAUUGUAGCUAUCAACGCCUCCUUUGCCGGAUGGGCUUUCUGGAACUAUGAGGCGCCGAAGCCACGAACUCAGGUGCCGGAGACCAUCUCCCUCGAGACCGGAACCGCAGUUACUGUAGAACCAACCGAGCCCUCAAAACGGACUCUCCUGAAGCUCGCUCUAAAGAGCCCCGUCACAAUCCUAGGCGCCCUCUUUAUCUUCGCCUACCAAGGCGCCGAAGUCAGCAUCUCGGGCUGGGUCAUCAGCUUUCUCGUGGCAACCCGCCACGGCGACCUCUCCUCCGUCGGCUACGUAACUGCUGGUUUCUGGGGCGGAAUCACUGUCGGCCGCCUGGUCAUCUCGCCGAUCGCCUUCCGGCUCGGUGAACGAAUCUGCGUCGCCGCCUUUGUUCUGGGCAGUCUCGCCUUUCAGCUCGUCGUCUGGUUUGUGCCGAGUAUCGUGGGAAAUGCCGUCGCCGUUGCGAUUAUUGGAUUGCUCCUGGGACCCGUGUACCCGUGUGCAAUGGCUGUGUUCUGUAGGCUUCUGGAUGCAAAUCUGCAAUUGACGAGUUUGGGCUUUGUGAGUGGUGCUGGAAGCUCCGGGGGUGCGGUUGCGCCGCUUGUUACGGGGUUGGUUGCGCAGAAGAAAGGGACCUGGGUCCUGCAUCCGAUUUGCAUCGGGCUUUAUGGAGCGAUGAUGGGGGCUUGGUGUUUGUUGCCCAGGCAGAAGAAGAGGGACGAAUGA
Aspergillus calidoustus is the source of this 1389-nucleotide messenger RNA. The record is from the annotation of a GenBank genome assembly. NCBI's taxonomy places the organism in Eukaryota, Fungi, Ascomycota, Eurotiomycetes, Eurotiales, Aspergillaceae.